Molecule: messenger RNA, 516 nt
Organism: Ruditapes philippinarum (Manila clam)
Lineage: Eukaryota; Metazoa; Mollusca; Bivalvia; Venerida; Veneridae
Exons: 4
Coding region: 97-516 (139 amino acids)
Molecular function (GO): calcium ion binding
Source: RefSeq, a predicted model, not a curated record
GUCGAAAUAAAAGGACACGAUCGAAGCACAAUUUGUCACGUUCAGAAAUAACCUAAAAUUUUCUCUUGUAAGGCACAGCUAGGGAGGACAGUUAUAAUGGAUGUGAAAUUGACUAUUGUUUUAUGUGUUUGUCUUUGGCUUGCGAAUGCCUGUGAGAAAUCUUCGCCAAAGAGAUCAGACGGCCGAGGACCUAUUAGAUAUCCAUCUUACAAAAGAUCAGUGAAAGAUGAAGAAAUAAACAUACAAUGGGAUGGUUAUCACUAUCACAUUAAGCUAGAUGGUUCAUGUAGAUUCAAUACCUACGACACUGACCGUGACGGUACAAUCAGCCGAGAGGAACUAUUUGAUAUUCUCGGUAGCCAUGAAGUAACAGAAGCAUUGUUCAAGGAUCUAGACGUCAUGAAAGGUUUGGAAUCUUACGUGAUGGGGCGAUUACGCCCGUGGAAUUCGAAGCCACAGUCUCUUAAAUCAUAUCCGGAUGUUAACAGUUCACAAAUGAACGUGAAUUCAGAUUAA